CUAACUAUAUAUAUACCUCGCCUUAGGAUACUAGCUUCCCAGCACAGCCAAUAUGACUUCCCCUCCACUCCCAUUCUACCUUCUCAACGCCUUCGCCCCAACUUUCCAUUCAGGCAAUCAAGCGGCUGUCGUCUUCUUUGACUCGGCUUCCCAUCCUCAGUCAACUGAUGAACAGUUCAUGACAUUAGUGGCUAGGGAUUUCAACUUUGCUGAAACGGCUUAUCUUAUCCCACUCGAAGGCAAUGGUGAGGGCUGCGUUGGCAAGUAUGGCUUGAGGUGGUUUACUCCCGAAGAAGAGGUAGCACUUUGCGGACAUGCCACAUUGGCAGCAUCUCAGGCGGUCUUCUCUAUCAAUCCUGAUUUUGAAACCAUCGAAUUUACCACCCGCUUCUCCGGCGUUCUUACCGCAAGGAAGAUCGAAAGCAAGCAAGUAGAGAUCACCCUUCCCUCAUUACCCAAGAAUGUCCUCGAAGCUUUUGACGGAAAGUCUUCCAAAGAAGAUCUCAGGAAGGUGAGCAGUGUCUUUGGAGUAAAGGAGGAAGAGAUUGUUGCUGUUUCACCGUUCGCUUUCGGCACGAGAAGCUCCGUUAUUGUUUCUCUGGCUCCCGAAGUUGACUUGGCAAAAGUAGAAGCUUCAGAAGCUAAUUUGCUGGCCUUUUCCGACGGCAUGAUCAUCGUUACUCAAGUUGCAAGGGAGCAACCAGACGAUCAAUUGCAUAUCAAUUCCAGAGUUUUUGCUCCGGGACUUGGCGUCAUAGAGGAUCCUGUGACCGGAUCCGCCCAUGCCUAUCUCACUGGGUACUACGUAAAUUCACCAUUGACUGCCAAGCUUCUCCCGAAAAAGUUUGCCGACAGCCCGCUCACGACUGUACUCAAUGGGACACAGUUGAGCAAAAGAGGAGGAAGACUCAUUUGUACAUGGGACGACUGUAAAAUAAAACUUGUAGGAAAAGCUUGGGAAUUUGGUAGAGGUACUCUCAGCACACCUCAAACGUAGCUAUGACGGCAGAAGCUUGAUGUGGAUGCAUACAGUAAUA
Messenger RNA from Cryptococcus deneoformans JEC21, 1037 nucleotides. RefSeq lists its product as hypothetical. The record is from RefSeq and is a predicted model, not a curated record. Gene Ontology annotation, cellular component: cytoplasm. NCBI's taxonomy places the organism in Eukaryota, Fungi, Basidiomycota, Tremellomycetes, Tremellales, Cryptococcaceae. The coding region runs from base 53 to 997 and encodes 314 amino acids. Gene Ontology annotation, molecular function: isomerase activity. The transcript is spliced from 4 exons. Gene Ontology annotation, biological process: biosynthetic process.